Messenger RNA from Zingiber officinale, 999 nucleotides. RefSeq lists its product as uncharacterized. NCBI's taxonomy places the organism in Eukaryota, Viridiplantae, Streptophyta, Magnoliopsida, Zingiberales, Zingiberaceae. The coding region runs from base 1 to 999 and encodes 332 amino acids. The record is from RefSeq and is a predicted model, not a curated record. Gene Ontology annotation, molecular function: protein dimerization activity. The transcript is spliced from 3 exons.
AUGUUCACUUGUGAUAAAUGGGUGGGAUCAAACUAUGCUAAAGGUAGUGUUGGGAAAGAAAUAAUUGCAAUUAUUUUGCAAGACAAAGAGUAUUGGGUGCAAUGUCAGUAUAUAAUUAAGGUCACCAAACCUUUGGUGCGAGUUCUUCGAUUGGUGGACAGUGAGGAAAAACCAGCAAUGGGAUAUCUGUUUGAGGCAAUGGAAAAAGCUAAAGAAACAAUUAAAGUAAGGUUGAGGAAUAAGAUUACACAAUAUGGCCCUUACAUUAGGGUGAUUGAUGCAAGAUGGGAUAAACAACUUCAUAGUCCAUUGCAUGCAGCUGGUUGCUUUCUUAAUCCUGCAAUUUAUUUCAGUCCAUCAUUCACAAAACAAAAAGAGGUUGCUCGAGGAUUGCUUACAACAAUUACUAGGCUUGUUCCUGAUGAUGAUGUUCAAGAUAAAAUUAGUGCACAACUUGAAGAGUACAAGGCCUCAACUGGUGACUUUGGCUUGUCUAUAGCUAUUCGUCAACGUGAGAAGUUAAAUCCAGUUGCAUGGUGGGCUCAAUUUGGUAAUGAUGCUUCGGAGCUUCAAAAGUUUGCUAUUCGAGUUCUCAGCCAAUGUUGUAGUGCCACUGGAUGCGAAAGAAAUUGGAGCGUUUUUGAGUUCAUUCAUUCUAAGAAACGAAAUAGACUUGAACAUAAAAGGCUAAAUGACUUGGUAUUUGUUCGUUAUAAUCUCAAGCUUCGAGAAAGGAAUUUAAGCAAGACAAAGAGCUCUUUGGAUCCAAUUAGUCUUGAUAAUAUUGACUUGUUGGAAGAUUGGAUAAGUGAAGAACCUAGCCUUCUUGAUGGAGAAGAUUUGAGUUGGGAGAUGGUUGAUGCACCAUUUGCUUCAUUGAGCUUGGAUGAUGAUGAAGAAGCUCCUAAUUUUAAUGAUGAAGAUGAUAAUGAAGGAGAUGAUUAUAUUGCACCUAUACAAGAUUUUGAUCCUUCUAUUUAUGUAUUUAAUGAUGAUUAG